AUGUCUCACCAGUUGGGGCGUGUGGUUUCCGAAAUCCUUCACCGGUAUUUUGGUGAAAUCGUACAACACGUAGGAAACGACUUGUUUAUUUACGGUAGUAAGCCAAUCGGUUUAAUUGCGAAGACUACAGGUCUACCGCGCAAGCAGAUCAUUGAAAGCCUACGCACACUUAUAAAGUUUGAUUUAGUUUCUUUUGAGCCGUCAGUACAUGAAGUUGUAGCAGAUUAUAAAUUGCUUCCCAAUAAUGUGUUGCUUCUUAUAAGAUAUCCAAGAUAUCUCCUUCAAAUCAAGAGUAGAUUUGGUACAGAGGCAGAACUAUUAGUAGAAGAGUUAUUACAGCAAGCAUCAUGCACUGCUACUGCAUUGCUGGUUACCGUUGCUGCCAAAAACAAAGAUGACAAGGAAAAGAACAUAACUAUAUUGAAACUAAGAGACAUAUUUGUCAGUCUUGCCACCGCUGGAUACAUACAACAAGCUCCUGUUGCUGACACUAAAGAAAAUAAUGAAGUACCUUCUCUUGAGCCUGUUGCAACAAUUGUGCCAGAACUCGAUCCAAGGCAGUUGUUGCAUGCAUUGACCACUGGCAGUCUAGUAGAUAUUAAAGAUAAUAUUUACUGGAAGGUUAACUUUGAUAGAUUCCAUCAGGAUUUCAGAGACGAUAUCAUGGUCAAAGCUAUUACGCGGCGUAUUGAUGAUAAUGCCGGUGAGCUGAUGCGAAUUCUACUGCAACAAAUGUACCUUUCCUCCUCUGAGUGGGCUGCGGAAUCGAACCCUACACCUGUUAUUGACAUCCGCGAUGCAGUGCGUUGCCUCGCCGAUAGGCCGUUGCUGACCCAGCAUGUUGAUCACUACUUGAGAGUACUGGAGGAGAAUGGGGCUGGAUUCGUGCGGCGCUGCGGUGAUGCUGGGGGCGGGCAAUAUGCGGUUCAAGGUCGUUCCGCAGCCACCCAGAUGCUGGAUGCUGUUCUGGACCACUUGGUCACCGAGCGGCUGGGCUCCAACGCCGCGAGGAUAUUCAGACUAAUUCGAACAAAGAAGUACAUAGAAGAGGAUGACAUACAGAAGCAUGCCAUGCUGCCUAAUAAAGAGUGCAAGGAAUUAACUUACAAACUUCUUGAGGAACAUUUUAUAAGUGUACAGCCGAUGAGGAAAGCGGCGUCCGCGGGAACCAUGGCGAAGGCAAUAUACUUGUACCACAUAAAGGCGCACGACGUAGCGCAGUCAGCGCAGGAGUUGUGCUACCGCGCAUUGCACAAUUGUGCGCGUAGAGGCGCCGCCGCUCGGGCGAAACACGCGCGCCUCCUUGACAAGCAACGCCGCGUGCGCAGCAUAGUGCACGGGAUGCGCAUACGCGGGGAGCCUCAGCAGCACAUCGACGACGUCGAGGAAACGCUAACCCCGCCCGAAUUGGCGGUGCUGAAAGAUGUUGAGAAGCAGCUGAAGCAGCUCAGCGCGGCGGAGUUGGAGCUCGACAGGAACCUCUUCAUCGUCAACUGGUACUUCAUGUACCAGCAG
Iphiclides podalirius (scarce swallowtail) is the source of this 1515-nucleotide messenger RNA. The record is from the annotation of a GenBank genome assembly. NCBI's taxonomy places the organism in Eukaryota, Metazoa, Arthropoda, Insecta, Lepidoptera, Papilionidae.